Messenger RNA from Sebastes umbrosus (honeycomb rockfish), 1853 nucleotides. RefSeq names its product homeobox D10a (gene hoxd10a). NCBI's taxonomy places the organism in Eukaryota, Metazoa, Chordata, Actinopteri, Perciformes, Sebastidae. The record is from RefSeq and is a predicted model, not a curated record. The coding region runs from base 53 to 1144 and encodes 363 amino acids. The transcript has 2 exons. Gene Ontology annotation, molecular function: DNA-binding transcription factor activity, RNA polymerase II-specific; RNA polymerase II cis-regulatory region sequence-specific DNA binding. Gene Ontology annotation, biological process: regulation of transcription by RNA polymerase II. Gene Ontology annotation, cellular component: nucleus.
AUGUGGUCUGGGAUGGCAUCCUGACUUACACGGAGAUUGUUUUUUCCUAGAUAUGUCAUCUUACAAAAGGGACAUCUCUCUCCUCCUUAAAGAACUUAACCCUAACCCAAAAAUGUCCUUCCCCAGUAGCUCUCCUGCGGCAAACACAUUUCUAGUGGACUCUUUAAUUGGUGCUUGCAGGUCGGACAGCUUUUACUCCAGCAGCAGCAACAUGUACAUGCCGUCUGGCUCAGAAAUGGGAACUUACGGAAUGCAAACCUGUGGACUCCUGCCGUCUUUCGUGCAAAAAAGAGGGGAGGUGAACCACCACCAAAAUGUGGGCAUGAAUGUCCACUCGUACAUACCUCAAAUAGACUCAAACUGGACUGAUCCGAGCAGACCCUGCAGAAUAGAGCAGAUGUCAAACUGUACAUUCUCACAGAGCAUAAAGGAAGAGAGUAACUGCUGCAUGUACUCUGAUAAGAGAGUGCAAAAAGUCAGCUCGACAGAUGUCCCAGCUUAUUCUAAUGUUAUUUCCGAGGCUUGUCCUGUCGAUGGUCCAGAGAUCCCGGUUCCAGGGUAUUUCAGACUGAGCCAAACUUAUGCGAAACAGCAGGAGAACUACUGCCAUGCACCUCCGAGUCCAAACCCAACACUGCUGCAGCUCAAACCGCAGCCCUCCUCCAACAACUCGGUGCCUGCAAAUUUCGCAGAGGUGGUGGAAAAGAAAAGUGAAGACGACGUCAAGCAGAAGAACCCCGAGACCUCAAGGACACCGGUCCCUGCAGCAGCAGAAAGCCCGGAUCCCAAGUCCAGCAGCUCCGGACUGGAGAAAAGCUGCUCCAUGGAAUCCGCCUCUGUGUCCAGUCCUGAGCUGCUCCACAAGGAAGGCAAAGACUGCGACAGACCGACGAGCAACUGGUUAACCGCAAAGAGUGGGAGAAAGAAAAGAUGUCCCUACACAAAGCACCAGACCUUGGAGUUGGAGAAGGAGUUUCUCUUCAAUAUGUAUCUGACCCGAGAGCGCCGCCUAGAGAUCAGCAGAGGCGUCAACCUGACCGACAGGCAGGUCAAGAUCUGGUUUCAGAACCGCAGGAUGAAACUGAAGAAGAUGAACAGAGAAAACCGCAUCCGAGAACUCACCUCAAAUCUCACCUUUUCGUGAGCUGUGCAUGUUAUAUAUCUGUGGUUAUAGAGCGUCUUUUUUUUUUCUCUCAUGUUCAGUUUGAUGCUUUGGUGGCAUUAGACGUUUAUCUGCAAUUUCAACGAAACUGUGACUAUAUAUAUAUAUAUAUAUAUAAAUAUAUAUAUAAGCCAAUUUUAGUACUUUGUGUGUGUCGUCGUGUGUUUGUUUUUUAUUUUAUCACAGGGUAACACUUUUUUUGGUCUUAAAUUAUUGGAGAUUUCUUCUAGACAUGGAUGUCCUAUUGUGUCGCCGAGCUGUUUUGGAAAAAAAACUCUUUAUUUUCAGUCAUGAAAGCACAUUUAUUGUCGUGUAUAGUGCAACAUUUGUUUUACAGUAUUUGCUCAGCAAGUGAAAUGUGUUUCUAUGGCUGGAAAAAAAACGAUGUUAAAUCUGUGAAUUUCUUGCAUGUUUGUGCAUGUACCUUGCAAUAAAUUGUCAAAUAAUAUCGUUUUGUGUUGUGCUUAUGCUUUUCAAAGUCUCAAAGGUUUACAAUGAUCUCAGUUAGCGCUUAUUUGCUUUGACGCAGGCAUUAUUAUAGUUUGCGUAAAAUGGUCAUGAACAAGUGGGGAAACAAAGAAAAACACAUUUUCUAAACGAGCCUUUACUGCAAGAAAGGAAAUAGUGUUCCAGAAAUGUUCCUAAUGUGUUUCUAAUUUAACUCAAUUAGAGCAUAAUUGUUUCUAAUUUC